GGAUACUUGGGAUGGCAGUGGUUCCCAAGAGACGCAGAAUUUACGGCGUGAACAGCAAUCAUUGGUUUUUGAUCGUGCGUCCCAUAGGAGCCGAGCUAUGAAUUUUUAAAGGUGAAAAAACGCGGUUUGUGACAUUUCAAAAUAUUGGUUUUCGGGGACUGGCCGGGGCCCCGAGGGCCGGCGGGCAGUGAUUGGUGCACCCGGAGAUGCGCCUCGGUGGUGCGUGUCCGCCCGUGUGCGGUUUUUCAAAAACGGACCAUUUUUCGAAUUACAGCGAAUUUCUUACGGCAAAACUUUUGUAAAAGUCAAAAUUUUCGGAAUUGUCUUUGCACCGUAACCCGAGGUUUAGUCGGAUAUGCCAUCAAACUUCAACCAUUUUGAGAGAAUUUUAUCAAAAUCGUUCGAAGAGUUUCGCUUGAGCGGAGGUGGAAUUUUGCGAACACGGCGGAGGCCAUAUCGACAUACCUCGCGAAUGGGGAACAAAAUCGAGCUAAACUCAUGGUCAAUCUACACGAAAUAUAUCUGGCAAAUUUUUUAGGCCAAGUACCACCCGAUCCAGCGUGUAUAUUUUUGCAAGAUUGAUUUAAAAAAAAUUAAAAAACGUGAUUUUUUUAACUUUCCCCAUAUGAAUAACAUUGGAAAUAAAAAUAUUUGCGAUUAUUUCGAAACGCAGACUCCUAGAAGGAUGCCACCUGUUCCACCCACUGUGGAAGACCAACGCGCGUCUGCAUACCGAAUUUGGGACUUCUGGAGUUCAUAGAAAAAUUAAAAAUAGAUUUUCGUGUUUUCAAGCCGUCCGUUGCGAUUGCGAUGAGUGCGGUGCCGGCGAUGGUUUUAUUUUCCGAAAAUUUCGACCGCUCGUGCUAUCCUCGACCACGAGCCCUCAUCGGAGCGGCGCUUGACAUUUUUCACAAGAAAUAUUUUACCCUCUUUAGUUUAGAUAAUCGAAAUUUUCAAACGUUUUUGGCCGAACUUAAUUUGAGGGAUCAAAGGGAAAUUCCCCAAAUGAGUUAUUGUUAAUACAAAAUGGAAUAGUAAACCUGUCAAUAAUUUAAGUCACCACUCGGCUUUGCUAGCUUGAACUUACAUUUUAUUUUCCCUCACAGAUUUUGACGAAGGAGAAAACUUGAGUAGAGAGAACUGUGCAAACGUAACAACUCUGAACCAAUGUGUCGUUUUCGUUAGAAACAUACGUACUGAACAAAAUUGCUUUCAAUUAAUAGCUAUUUCUCAAAGGAGUGUUCUUGGAUUUGGUAUAAUGAAUAUAUCUUUCCUAAGAUUAUCAACGACAAAGAUAUUUUACUGUCUAGUUACUUGCUAUUUUAGUAAAAUUGAUACAACUGAUUUACGGGUCUUUCCGAGCUAUUGUCUGCGCAAAACAGAAGAGGAAUGCAUCAGAGCUUCCGUCAGAGUGCUGGAUACAGUUGAAAUUGCCAUACAUCCAACAGUUGAUUAUAAAAUCUGGAUGUUUAUAAAUUAUAAAAUCUGGAUAUACAUAACUGAGAAAAUGCGGAGUGAGGCCGUAACUCCCAUUUGUUUAUUCAACCGUGACAACGUGAUGGACUUGCAACUUCAAAGAGAAUCGCCCUACUUUGAAUGGUCACCACUUUGGGUAUCUCCAAUCCGAACAAAUGUGACGGGCCAAAGCAACUGUAGUAGGAUUCUAUGCAGUACUGGAUUGGAAGAUUUGAAAUUUGAUCAAAUUCCCAUCCAGAAUAUUCUGUGUUUCAAAGAAAACGAUAUUUUUGACUAUUAUAAUCUGAUCAAUUUCUACAAGGGCCGCUAUUUCUUGAGAGGUUUAAAAUAUUCACGGGAAGAAGGAGUGUACAUUGAUAUAUUGCCAUACAUUGACGAGAUCGCAAGACACGCAAAAGACAUUUCUGCUCUGCGCCCGAUCCCGCAAACAAAACAGCCAAGAGGAUUCAAUGCACGAGACAACCUCAGUUUCCCAAACUGUGGAAGGAAACGAACGUCAAAAAGACAGAAACGCGGAAAUCACGAUUCUUCUUUACAACCGGGUACACAAAUUUUAGGAGGUAAAAAAGCUCAGAGAGGCGAGCAUCCUUGGCAUGCUUACAUUGAGAAUGAGGAAACUGGAGCAACCUGUGGCGGGACAGUGAUUUCGCCGACAGCAGUUUUGACUGCUGCACAUUGCAUUUAUGGAUCAGAAGCAGAGGACUUCAUAGUUUAUCUUGGGAUGUAUGAUAAAAGACAAGGAACAGCUCCUGGUGUUCAGACAAGAAAGGUCAGCAGUCUGAUCGUGCACCCAAAAUAUGACUCUAAGGAGUUCAACAGUGACGUCGGACUCAUGAUUUUGAACAAAAAAAUUAACAUAACCGACCACGUCCGACCGAUUUGCCUGUGGAACGACGACUCUGACUCUAACUUGAAUCGCGUGGCUGGAACUGAAGCUAUGGCGGUUGGGUUCGGGCUUGUCGACAACCACACGCGCACAGACAUACUGCAAGAGGCUCGACUGCCGAUUAGAGGUCACAAAGAGUGCUACUUGUCAAGCAGGCGGUUUUUUGGGAAAUUUUUGGUGCCGGGGGACAACUUUUGCGCCGGCUACAUGAAUGGAACGACCACCUGCAACGGGGACAGCGGUGGCAGCCUUUCCGUGGAAAAAAACGGCCGUUGGUUCAUCAGGGGCAUUGUCAGCUUUGGAAUAUCGAAAAUGGUGGAGUUUGAGGGCGAAGAAAGAUCGUUGUGUCACCCAAAUCAAUAUUCCUUGUUCGUUGACGUGGCAAGUUACGUGGACUGGAUCGUGGAAAACACCCCGGAAAUUUCUUUCCGAAAUUAAAAGCGAAAAGACGUUUGUCAAAGGGAUUGAUAGUUAUUCAAUAGAAAAAUGUAGAUAGAAAGCAUAUUAUAAUCUCUUAUCAAAAUAUUUUUUCUAUGGGUUGUUCAGAAUAAAUUGUUUUUAAAAUUUUGA
This is a messenger RNA of Cloeon dipterum, 2932 nucleotides long. RefSeq names its product CLIP domain-containing serine protease B15-like. Gene Ontology annotation, molecular function: serine-type endopeptidase activity. The transcript is spliced from 10 exons. The record is from RefSeq and is a predicted model, not a curated record. NCBI's taxonomy places the organism in Eukaryota, Metazoa, Arthropoda, Insecta, Ephemeroptera, Baetidae. The coding region runs from base 1259 to 2800 and encodes 513 amino acids. Gene Ontology annotation, biological process: proteolysis.